Messenger RNA from Medioppia subpectinata, 1321 nucleotides. Lineage: Eukaryota; Metazoa; Arthropoda; Arachnida; Sarcoptiformes; Oppiidae. The record is from the annotation of a GenBank genome assembly.
GUUGUAUUGACUGCACAACACAUACAACACAUGUAAACGUAUUGAGUGUUUGACUCAAUUGAACGCCAAUUACAGCGAAACACGAGUCAAACAAACAGUGCUUUCAAUUCAUCACUGAAUCGGAGGAAGCGAUCCAUUGAUUGGUCUUUGCAUUUGGAUAAUCACCGAAACGAUGAGCGGAUCCAACGUUUGCGGCAUAAAUCGUGUCCACAAUUACUAUUUAUGGGCCGUUUCUGGCAUUUAUUUGUUCGCCUUUACGUCCAUUUAUACGCAAAUACCGGGUCUUUACGGUGACGAUGGGGUACUACCGGUGCGUGCGUUCGCGCAGAUGGAUAAGAGGGGGGCGUCGGCUAUAGUGGAGGCGUUCAAAAGGGUUCCGUCGCUCGUAUGGUUGGGUCCAUCCAUUGGGCUCUCCUUCGCGUCCACUCUGGAGAUCGUCGCUCUCUCGGGAAUUGUCAUCUCAUUCCUGGGGCUCAUCACCAAACGGUUCCGCGACUUCUGGAGCUAUUCGCUCCUAUUUGUGCUCUAUUUCUCCAUAUAUCAGGUUGGCCAAACGUUUAUGUGGUUUCAAUGGGACACUCUAUUGCUGGAGACGGGACUACUGACGGCGUUGACGGCCCCACUCAACCUCCCACUACUGGUCGAGUCGGGACCGCACACUGGCCUCACCUUCUGGUUGGUUCGGUGGCUGUUAUUCCGUCUGAUGUUCGCCUCGGGUGUGGUUAAGCUGACCAGUGGUUGUCCCAAAUGGUGGACACUCACGGCGCUGGACAUACACUUCGAGUCUCAAUGCAUUCCCACACCAUUCGCGUGGUUUGUCCACCACUUUCCGUCCUCUUUGCUCCGGUUGUCAGUUGUCAUGACUUAUGUAACCGAAAUCGCGGUUCCCUUUCUCUUCUUCAUCCCAAUCAAGAAUCUAAGAAUAUUUGCGUUUGUUAUGCAAGUGAUAUUUCAAUUGGCAAUCAUUUUGACGGGAAAUUACAAUUUUUUCAAUUUGUUGACAACCGUUCUCUGCCUAUCGAUACUUAACGACUCUCAUGUGAAGACCACCGUUGUAUCGGCUAAUACUGGCGCCAACAGCGGUCUAAAGCGAAGAUUUCUAAUGCCUAAACUGAUCCGAAAAGUGAUCACUGGUUUUGCAUACUUUGGGCUAAUGUAUUGGACAAUACACUUGUUUAACAUUAACUGGAGCUCCGGUGGUCUGUCGACGAGCGUUGGUUUCGAUAACAAUCAAUUGAACCAAUUUAUCCUUUGGGCGCUUCCCGUCUCCAUAUCGUUGGCCACACUUUCUCUCGUUUCCAAUGUAUUGAUGGCUUAUUCG